UAUUGUUGGGCUGAAAGGGAGUAGAGGAGUAAGCUAUGGUAUGUUAAUGGAAAUUUGAGACUAUAGUAGGUGCGUUGGAGGAAGUGCAGUCACAAUUUCCAAAUGCAAGUAUGUCUGGAGGAAAGAUGGUUGUGUCUGAAGUGAAAAGUAUGGCUGAAGAUGAGCCCGAAGAGGGUGAAAUCCAAGAUGAUGAUGGUUCAUUAGAGGACGUAAGCUCCGAUGAAGAUGUGUCAUCUGUUUGCCGCAAGAGAAACCGUGAAAGAUUUUAUGGCAAUAAAUUUAAUGUUUACCAUGUCAGGACGGAGUAUGCAGCUCAGUCGUCUCGUCCUCACAAUAGCAGUGCCCAUAAAUCAUAUAAGCGUAAACGUGUCUCUUCCAUUAUAGAGGAAAAUCAGCAGAGGUUAAGUCCUGUAAAAUAUAGAAAAGAAACGAAUAAAUCUACUAAUGGUGUUUAUCAUGUGGCUUUGAACACCGUUGCUGUAGAUGAUCGCAGAAAGGAAAAUAAUUUUGUUGAUAGGCUGAAUGAAUAUCAAUUCGUUAUGCCUAAGCAGGAUAUCAAGGACGAAGAUAUUGUUCAAGAGAAGGAGAACAGAAGUGACUGCCAGAAGGAAACCAAAGUUAAAAGAAUGAUUAGGAGAAAACAACGGCAUUCUCUCUUAAACAGCCCUGAGCCAAGACCAUCAAUAUCCAGUGAUAUCAAGACUGACUCUAAUAGGAUAAUAGGACCAGAAGAAGAGGAGAGAAAGAAAAAAGAUUCAUGUACAAAAUUAGGAACAAAAUCUAAAAGUUCACAUUCUAAGAAGAGAUGUUAUUCUCCUAAAAGAGAGAAACAUCGGUGCUCAAAGAAGAAAGAUGGUAGGAAAUACUUGAGCAAAACGAUUGAAAAGAGUGAUUGUCCUGGUAAUGGAGCCCAUGGAAGCAGCUUAUUGAUGAGGCUGCAAGCAAUGAUGACGGUAAACAUGUCAGCCAGAAAGGAAAGAACUCCUGUUGUAAGUGUAAAGAAAAAAGAUGAGGACAUUGUUAAAAGCCAGGAAUUGGACAAUGAUUUGAGGACAAAUUCAUUGCCGUCUCUUGACGCAAUGAAGUUGGACGAUGAAAAUGAGAAAGAUUGUUCAGAGAAAGCAGAGAUUGUGGGUGAGACAAAUCAGAACCAUCUUUCUGGACAAACUGAAGACAUUAAGGAGUUGCCUGAUACUAGGAAGAAUGAACCAUUGGUUAUUACAAUAGAAGACAGUGACAGUGAGUUAUCAGUGCCUGCCAAGAUGCUAGAAUAUGACUCACCAGAGAAAGUAAAUAAGAAGGGAGAAAUGAAAGCAGUUGAAAGUGAAACAGGCACAAAAGGAACAGAGUAUGAAGAAGAAGAUGAGGAUUUAGUCCAGCUGCGCCUUCUUGCUUUACAAUCCCACCGCCGUAAAGAGACUUCAAAACCAAGGGUGGAAGAUGAUGAAGUUAUGCAGUUACGUUUGGCAGCUCUGAAAUCUGCUAUCAUAAAGAAAUGUCAAGUUAGAAAACAGCGUGGGAUUACGUUAAAAUCAAAGAAAAUGAACGCACUAGACAGUCCUGGUCUUUCAGAUCUAGAGAAGAGUAACAUCAAAGAUGACUUAGGUGAGGAAAUACUGAGACCAGAAACCGCUUCCAUGGAAGCUGUCCAAGGUGAACCAGACGAGACUACUGCCCUUGUGGAUAUGGAUCUCUCCCACACAGAUGAUGAGUCAGAAUCACAGAGUGAGAUGAUUAUUGGUCCUGUUGAUAUACCCUUGCCUGGGAAUUGUGAAAGUAAAUUUUUACCAUUAAUCCCUGAAGAUUACAGUACACAAAAUGUACCUUGCAUUAAUGUGCCAUUGGUGAAGACGGUUCAUGAAGAUAACCUUGUGCAUUUAAAAGGGGAUCAGAAGGAUGAUGUGGUGAACGCAUGGAGCCCUGCAGUUACAAUGUAUAGCAGUCCUGACUUGGAAAGCUGUCAGCUGUCAGGAACGUACAACAGUAAUGUACAGAUUCCUUCACUGAAUUCAGUUGGUUAUUCCAACUCUCAAGUACAAUUUCCCUCAUCAUCACCAUUUCCACAGCAGCAGUUAUAUCAUGAGUUAUAUCAAAGUGAUAACAGUUUUGAUCAUCCAAGUACACACCUAGAUGUUACUACUUCAGAGACUAAUACAUUUGACCUGUGUGCAUCAACUGGCGUGCCUGGUUCAUUUGUGUCAUCAGAUGUAAACUCAUCAAGUUUUACUUAUGAUGCAAUGUCGGUUUCUAUGGUGGAACCACACAUGGUCAGUGCAAAUACGUUUAUUGCCAGAACGGAGUCUCCAUUUCUGGAAACUAAUUCCAUAGGACUGGACAUUCCUCGAGCAAAUUCUGCUCCUGCCACAGAAGAUCCACAAUUUCCUGGAAUAAGUUCCAUCACACACAGAACAGACCCCGAGGUCCCAGGAACAGAUUCUGUUACCCCUGUGCAGUUUCGUGCAGUGGAUUGUGGAGCUGGUUCUUGUCAGAAUAGAGUCAGGAUCAGGAACAUACACAUGGAUUUGAAGAAUAGUGUAUCUUUGAAGAAAUUGCCACCUGCCACACAUAUGAAACCAACAGGCAAGGCUGAAAGUGAUCCUAGUGCAGUGUGUGCAGUGCCUACAGGUCUGUUUUCUUCUAGUCUGAAUCCUCAGAAUCAGGAAUUAAAGAGAACAAAUGCAGAAGAUCUUUGUCGGAAUUGUGUGUCAGUACCUGCCAGAGAAACUGUUGAAAACAGAGCAGAUUGCAGUGUCCAAGAAAAUUCAAGUGAACCGGAAAAUAUAGACCUCUCCAGUAUGAUUAUUUUGGAUGAGGUUGGCCAGUGCUCCUCACCAGAGACUAAAGUGGAAGUCUCCAGUGAACCAGUUGCAUCGAAAAAUGAAGGCAUGUCUCGACAGUGUGACAAGAGCUCAUUGAAUGUGGAUGAAGAUGAAGAAGUGUUGAGAGCUAAAGUGUUGACAACACUAGCAAGGAAACCUUCCACAUCUGCUGCAUUUUUGACAAGUAAACCCAAAAAUGUAAAAGAUAAUGCAGUUUCUGACACCUCAAAAGUGUCUUCGAAGCAACAAAUUGAAACCAGUGCUCACUCACUUCCUGUUUUGCCUAACCACAUAUCACCAAGCAGUAGUAACAGUGUACAGCCUGUACAGAAAACUUCAGUUAGUCAUAAAAAAGGAAAAAUGCCAUCUGAGCUUUCAGUUUCCCUGCAUGAAUUGAAACAAUGGAAUAAUGUUUACCAGCGAGUGCCUAAUAAGAAGGUAGAGCAUUCUCAGAGCAGUCUAUCCAAUUAUAACAAGGGAAAUAUCAUUAGAACAAAAUACUGGAAGAGGUCAGUAAAGAAAGGGUUCUCAGGAUCAAACACAAAGCAGAUAUUGACAGUAGUACAUAGGAAUCCUGUUCCUAUGAAGCAACUUACGGGACCUUCAGCUGUUGCAAGAAAGGAUCCCCCAAACAUGGAUCUGGAACUGAAGACCAGAACUGCACAAUUUAAACCUGUUGAUAAUACUGUAUCGAGAGUUGUGUUCCGCCCCCGGGUACCUAAACCAACUAUGAUUCAAGUGACUGUGCCAACAACAAAUGUUGAUGAUAAACAACGUAAAAGAAAAAUUGCAGCAAGUGUUGUAAGUUCAGUGGCACCUGUACAGCCAGCAGCACAGAGGUUUGUGAUACGUUUGGGGGACGAUUCAGAUAGUCCAGAUGAAGAGGAGAAGAUACAUCCGAUGUCUCAGACCCCUAAACGAAGAUGUGUGAUAAAAAAUAACUCUUCUCUUUCACUGUGGCCUGUAUCGUCUUCAAAUGUUCGUACUGCACCAUGCGAUCAAGUUGUGAAUUGUGACAGUAAUAUUGCUUCAUCAUUGUCACAUCCAUUGUCUGAUAAACAGAAUACAGUACCAGUACUGACACAGCAUGUCACAGUUUCUAGAAUAGCGGAUGAUUUUGAAAAAAGUGUGGACAUAUUUUUGAAGCAGCAACGGAAAUCACAGGAGGCUACAGCAAAGGAGAUGCCAGACGAAAAUGUGGGAGGGAAAACAAAUCAGGUGGUCUCAUCUGCUACACCACUGGCUGUUCGCCAUUUGCCGUCAUCUCAGCAAGAGGAGUAUCGUCGUCUUAAGCAGCAGAUUGCAGAACUUGAAGAACAGAGGAGACGAAGCCAACAACAGCAGCAGCAUCAGCAAGAGCAACAGCAACAAAAACAACUGCCACUGCUGUCACCACCACCACCGCCGUUAUCAACAAACAUGACCAAUUCAGAAUCAUAUUCUCGCCUCUCAUCACCCAGUCGAACCGCAGCUUUGAGCAGCAGUAGUAACCAUCCACUUAGUAUUGCGCAUACAAACACAACUGAUGGAAAGAAAGGAGCGCCACAGAGCAGUGUCACAUCUGCAGAGCGUGGGAGUGAUUUAGGGAAGAUUUUGAGAAUGCAGAGUGCUCAGAACAAAAGACCCAGCAAUUCAGUAAUUUUGAAAGAAGCAGCAAGUGAUAAGGGGAUAGCUAAUGCUGCCUCCCCAGCUCCUGUAAUAUCAGAAGAAGAGCAAGGAGAAACCUUAGAGAAAGCCAAUGACUUGACCGAUGUAGUAAGUCAGGAGGAGGAAUCAGUGAUGGAGUCAAAAGAUGGUGUUUUUGAAGUGCAUCACGUUAGCAUGCUAUCUUCAUGUCAACAUGAUUGCUCCUGCAACAGCGAUGAGUCACUGGAACAGAAGGAAGCAAAAUUAGCAGAAAUUGAGCAUCAGCUUCUGUCAAAAAGGUAUGAGGUGCUGGAUGAGUUGACAAAUAUGACAACACUUCUGUGCCAAAUAGAAAGGGAACGAGCCACAGAAGAAGAAUGUUUGAAAGACCUGCAUCGUAUCCGUGGAGAACUUCUCCGAGUCGAAGAACGACUUUCUCAGCAGAAGGAAUUGCUGUCACAUAUGCGCAGUGACAUGGCAAAAUCCCACCGGCUUGUGGCUCAAGGACGAGCAGAGUGUAUUGGCCUGUCUAAAACUUGUCUGUCAUUAGGAAUUGGCGUGAAAGGUCAUUCCUAUAAAGUGCCAGCAGGAGGUGCAGAGCUAAUGAACCGUAAACUGCAGCAGGUUGCAGCUCAGACGCGGCGGAUGUCCAGAAAGAAAGAACAUUCGGAUAACAGUGAUGAGAAUCGAUGUGGAAGUGAUAUGCCAUCCUUUCUUACUUUACAAGUACCAGUACAGGAUAAGAAAGAACUGAGGACAGCUUGCAUUGCAGUUGAGAGUAGUGAAGAUAAUUCUAAAGCGUGUUCUUCCUCUACAAUGGAUGUGAACGCAGAAAGUAUCUCACUCAUCCAGUCUACUGAAAAUGGCAGCAUGUUGUUUUCCAAUAGUCACAUUUCACAAAGUAAAUCUGCAAAUUCAUCAGACACGCUGGAUUGCAAGUUAACAGAGCUGCCCUCCAAACCAUCAGUACAGUCGCCAUUAAGUGAAAUGAGUGAAACAGGUACAAGCGUAGCUGCAAAGUUGGACAGCUGUGUUCAGGUGGAAAGUGAUGAUGUGGAAGUUGACAGGAGUCAGCCUGCUGUGACUGAUGUUGAACGAAUGGGUACAGAUGUUCUAGGGGCAUCUGACAUGAAGAUGGUGGGAAUUGUUGGCAACUCAAAAGAGACAGUGUUGCGACACUUGUCCGAGUACAGGUCACCUCUGGAGCAUUUGUAUUCAGAAAGAGGCAAGUCGGAGGCUGGAAGCGAGUGGUGUGGCCCACUGGAUCCGCUCGCCAUUCUCUGCCCCUAUGAGCUGAUGGGCAGAUGCCAGGAUGAGGACUGUAGUUACCAACAUCCAUCAAAAAGCACCGUGACAUGACAUCUGAGGACAGACGUACUGAGCUUGGUUGCAAAUGUAACAUGCUUCUUGACAUUUUAAAAAUGCCACCAUUGGACAGUUGCAGUCUUAGACCUACUGGAACUGUGACGCAGAUUGGAGUGGAUGAUGAUGAUAAGGUAUUAUUGCAAGGGACUUCCCCCCCCCAAGUUCUGAGCCGGAGAUACUGAUUCGUUUUGAUUUCCAGUUCAUUGGUAAGUUCAGCAGAAACAGGCGGAUGUUACCCUUAGGUUAUGUAUGGUAGCUCCUGCCAUUCAAGUUGAAUUUACAUCUUACUGCUGUUUCUUUAGUGUUCAGUAUUUUGAAUACCAUAUUUUAACCUUUCAGUCAGAUGUUCACGCUGUUAAUUUCUUAAAAUGUGUAUCAUACUCAGAACAAGAUUAGCACAUUGAAUGGAACAGUUUAAGGAAUAUUGGGCGUAAAACAAUUUGGGCUUAUUUUCUUGAAUUCGCUGAAUAAAAUUUCCCUUGUACCAAUCUUGUUUCUGACUUCUGACACAUGUGCCUAUAAACACACAUAUUCUGUCAUUUGUGCUAAUAAUACCGUAGUUAUUUAUUAUUUUGUAUUUAGUUAUCAGUUUCACCAUAAAUCUUUUACCAGUAAUGCUAUCUCUAGUGGAAUCCUUAACGUGCUGCAGAUUCUGUUGUUGUCAAAAUGACCCUAAAAUUUGUAUAUAUAUCUGGACUCUUUAUACCCUUACAGUUUAUAUAAUUUAAUACAAAAAUUAUGUAGGUGUAUGAUUAUUUUUAUAUCAGAAUAACUUUUCUAUAGCAGCAGGUUUUGUAUGUGUGAACAUUUUUUUUUGUGAUUAUCUGUAAUGAUCUCAUAAUUGAAUGGAACUAUGUGAUGUGACUGAGCUACAACCUGCAAGAACAUUCAUGCUCAGAGGCUGAAGGAGUCAAAUUACUGAUGAACCUUGAGUCUGAACAUCAGAGAGCUGAUAACAUAUGUAUCGCACGAAUGAAGAUGAGAGUCGCUGUUGGAAAUGAUUCAUACUCAUUCUGACCCUAUAAAAAUGACGUUGAAGUAGUUAUUUGAUAAGUGGCAAAACUGCAUAUCAGAAGAUAUUACUGCCAGGAUGAAACUAACACUGAGAGAAAUAUAAUGAAAGAGAGACAAUUUUGUACAGACUUCAUGGAAACAACUGAUGGUGUAAGUGAAGAGAAGAAACAUGUACUUAAUGUGAGUAUAAAUGAAACUGUGUUUGACUCAGAAGGUGCAAGAGAUUCCAUGAGGUUGGUGUGAAGAAUGAAUACUGGGUCAUGUUUACAUUUUUUUUUGUCAUAUUUAUUGUAAAAGUUCAUUUUGUCAACCUUAUGACAAGUGUAUGAAUAUUUUAAAGUGACUGAAUUACAUGUAUUAUUGAAAAUUA
Cryptotermes secundus is the source of this 7194-nucleotide messenger RNA. RefSeq lists its product as uncharacterized. The coding region runs from base 111 to 5804 and encodes 1897 amino acids. The record is from RefSeq and is a predicted model, not a curated record. NCBI's taxonomy places the organism in Eukaryota, Metazoa, Arthropoda, Insecta, Blattodea, Kalotermitidae. Gene Ontology annotation, molecular function: metal ion binding. The transcript is spliced from 8 exons.